This is a messenger RNA of Linum tenue, 2876 nucleotides long. The record is from the annotation of a GenBank genome assembly. NCBI's taxonomy places the organism in Eukaryota, Viridiplantae, Streptophyta, Magnoliopsida, Malpighiales, Linaceae.
AUUAAUUUAUUAUCACUUUUGACUGCUCACAGAACCACACUUGAUACUUAGUCCAUCUCUCUCUCUCUCUCUGCCUCUCGCUUUCAUUCUCUGCCGGCUUUCUUCUUCCCGAAGUUCAUUCCUUUCUCGAAUUUCAAUCAAGACCCAAGUCAAGGGGGGAUCGGUGCUUCUCGUCUCCUUGCUCUAAUCUCAACUGGGUCGGUCUCGGAAUCGCUUGAUUUGCUUUUCCCCUGCCUCCAAUUUCUCAGGGAAAACGUAUGAACUGAUUGUUUGGGCAUCCGGGAAAUGGGGGCUUCAAACUCUAAAGUAGAAGAAGAUAAAGCUCUACAGCUUUGUCGCGCAAGAAAGAAAUUCGUCAGGCAAGCACUUGAUGGUAGAUGCUCACUUGCUGCUGCUCAUAUUGCAUACAUUCAGUCCCUAAAAACUACAGGAAUUGCAUUAAGAAGAUUCGUUGAACCAGAUCUUCUUCCAACUGAAUCAUCACUCUACACCUCGACGAGUGCAACGCCGGAGCCACAUGUUGUAACCGAGAAGUCCUACUCACACUUCUCCCUCUCUUCACCAUCUCUAUCACAUCCUGGGGAUGGAACAAAUGAAAACCUCUCUAGAUCCCCCACUCCCCCUAGCUCUCGUAGGUUUCAGGUUCACCAUAUGAAGUUCAAAGGUUUUCCUUCUAGAAAGGUGGAAGAGAAGCCUCCUGUUGCCGUCACAGCCACAGUGACCUCUUCAAGCACCCCACUGGAUGCAACACCACCACGGUCCGCUGAAAAGCCAGACGCAUCACCGCCCUUCGAACCUCCCCCAUCUGUUACGCCUGGAACUCCGCAAUGGGAUUACUUUCAGCUUUUUCAUCCAAUCGACAAUGAGUUCUCUUCCCAAGAUGGGAAGGAAAAUGGAAAUAGCCAUGGCUUUGAGCGUGGUGAUGACAUGGCACGGCUUAGGGAGGAGGAGGGGAUUCCUGAGCUGGAAGAUGAGGAAGAAAAUAAGGCUUCGUUUCGUGAGAGUGAUGAUGGAUAUGAUGACUCUGAAGAUGGAUUUGAUGAUGACCCUCCUCCCACCGAGAGACUUGUGCGGAGUUAUCAGAACGUCAACAGGAUGCAUGAUCAUGUCAGUGCUUCGCCUACCGUGCCUUCUGCAGGAAGUGUAGCUUCCGAAGGAGAGCUGUUGAAUGGGGAGAAGAGUAACUCGCCUUAUUUAUCCCCGCUAAGAACUCCCUCCUCAGCUGUUGCUGUUUCAGCUGAGAAAAAGAAAACACCUGUGAAAGAAGAUCAGAAUGAAAACAAGGUUGCUCCUAAAGACUUCUUUUCGAGCAUGAGGGAUAUUGAGUAUCUGUUUAUAAAGGCUUCUGAGUCUGGGAAAGAAGUUCCAAGGAUGCUCGAAGCAAAUAAAUUUCACUUCCGUCCCAUAGCUGCAACAAAAGAUAAUGGGUCAGUGGCUUCCACUUUUCUGAAGUCAUGUUUAUCUUGUGGGGAUGAUCCUACCCAUGUGCCAGAAGAACCCGUUCAAGAUGCUGUAAAGUACUUGACUUGGCAUAGGACAACUUCAUCACGAUCAUCAUCAUCUAGAAAUCCUCUCGGAGUGAAUUCUAAAGAUGAUGGAGAGGAUCUUGCUGGUAAUCUCUUCGAAAAUUUCUGUAUGAUCUCUGGCAGUCAUGCUUCAACGUUGGAUAGACUGCACGCUUGGGAGAGAAAACUUUAUGAUGAAGUAAAGGCCAGCGAAAUGGUGAGGAGGGAAUAUGACGCUAAAUGCAGGUUCUUAAGACAGCUGGAAUCAAAAAAUGAAAGUUCGUAUAGAAUCGAUAAAACCCGUGCCAAUGUUAAGGAUCUACAUUCGAGAAUCAUAGUAGCUAUUCAAAGAAUCGAUUCCAUUUCAAAGAGGAUUGAGGAAUUACGUGACAAAGAGCUUCAACCACAACUCGAGGAGUUGAUUCAGGGGCUAAGUCGAAUGUGGGAAGUGAUGUUCGAAUGCCACAAACUGCAGUACACAAUCAUCACCAUAGCAAACACGAACGCCAAAAUCUCCCUGCAGUCCGAGUCUCGCCGCCAGAUCACUCUCCACCUAGAAACCGAGCUCAGCUCACUGUCAUCGACAUUCACAAAGUGGACGAAUACCCAAAAAUCCUACCUCAAGUCCAUCAAUGACUGGUUAUUCACAUGCGUGGUGCUUCCAGAGAAAAACUCCCGGCGUAAUAAGCGAGCCCCAAACCCUUCCUCCACAUUGAGACACUUUGGCGCCCCAAUCUACGCCACAUGUGGGGUAUGGCUUGACAAGCUCGAGUCUUUACCAGCCAGAGAAGUAGCGGACUCGAUAAAAGGUCUGACCACCGAGACAAGCCGGUUCAUACCUCACCAUGAGAGGAAGCAAGGGAAGAAGAUGACCACAAGAACCAAUUUACCACCAUCGUGGAAGGGCGACAACGACAACAGGAGUGAUGAUGUGGCAGCAGAUGAGGAUGGCGGUCCUCGUGGUUCUGAGCGAUUCAGGUCGAGCUUGGAGGGGUUCAUCGGCCAGCUCAGCAAGUUUGCAGAAUUGUCGGCGAACAUGUAUAAAGAGGUCGAAAAGGCGAUCCAGAAUGCAAAGCAUCAGUUCGAGGUGAACUCGCAAAUGCAGACUCAAACUGGGUAGUCUCCUGGCUGGGUGAGGAUUCAGAAAGGUACAGAAGUUUGUGAGUUGGAUGUGGGAUCUUGUUGUACAUGGUGAAAAAGGCGAUAAUAAAAAGGGUACAUGGAGGCAGAGAGAGAAUAGUAGUGGUAGUGAAUUUGAGAGGGGGAGAAUAAUACUGAUGGACAAGGUGAAGAUGAACACAAUUUUGGAUAUCAAAGGGAGGGAAAGGGGGAUUUUUUGAUGGGUUUGUGAAGUGAUUCCAUUAAUUGGCU